Drosophila willistoni is the source of this 462-nucleotide messenger RNA. RefSeq lists its product as uncharacterized. NCBI's taxonomy places the organism in Eukaryota, Metazoa, Arthropoda, Insecta, Diptera, Drosophilidae. The coding region runs from base 34 to 405 and encodes 123 amino acids. The transcript is spliced from 2 exons. The record is from RefSeq and is a predicted model, not a curated record.
AUCAACCCGUUGACGCCAAGAGUCUUGCCAUACAUGGAUUUCGCAGUUGAGUUUGCACACGAUGAAAAUAUAUUGAGAAAGGAGUCAUGUGCGUCCUAUUUAAAUCAACUUUUAUCGCUGUUAAGUUUGGACUCACAAAUCGAUGAUGAUGAUGAUGAUGAUGAUGACGAGGAUAGUAAGGAGACGAUUUGUCUGCGUCAGAGACUGAUGUUCUAUAAAACGGAAAUCGAUGCCUUGGAUAAGGCAUCAUCAGAUUAUUAUGUGAAAAAAGAGAAGCUCAUAUUCAAGGUUGUGUGCGAAAUCAAGGGCUAUGAUUAUGAUCAAUAUCUGACAGAUAAUCAGCUAUACAAUGAAGCAAUGGAGCAAUGCCUCGAAGAGGAGUCCAAUUUCUGCGAGGAACAAUAAACCAUUGCUGGUAUGAUAUAAAUUUCUCAAUAAAGAGCAUUACCAAAAGGCAAAUAA